AUGGAUUUGGAUCAGGAUCAAAAUGUAGUUGAAGCUGACACACUAAUCACUUUCACCCCUCCGACUGUCUUUACCCCAGCAAUGCAAGCACACUCUCCCGCCUUUGAACGCCCAUUUCAAAUACGCCACUUCCGACCUCCAUUCGACGUCUCAAUUCAUUCAUUCAGCGGCCCCAUUCCACCCGAACGUGGGGGUACAAAGUGGACACCUGCGCGCAGCAACGCUCCACAGGACGAAAUAGCAGCUGCUGAGAACUGGGAGAAGCGAAAGCAGAUCCUCUAUCACUUCUACGCCUAA
This is a messenger RNA of Botrytis byssoidea, 297 nucleotides long. RefSeq lists its product as uncharacterized. Bases 1 to 297 code for a protein of 98 amino acids. The record is from RefSeq and is a predicted model, not a curated record. The transcript has a single exon. Lineage: Eukaryota; Fungi; Ascomycota; Leotiomycetes; Helotiales; Sclerotiniaceae.